Messenger RNA from Drosophila kikkawai, 1576 nucleotides. Its product is annotated as potassium voltage-gated channel protein Shaker-like. Gene Ontology annotation, biological process: potassium ion transmembrane transport. NCBI's taxonomy places the organism in Eukaryota, Metazoa, Arthropoda, Insecta, Diptera, Drosophilidae. Gene Ontology annotation, cellular component: membrane; voltage-gated potassium channel complex. Gene Ontology annotation, molecular function: delayed rectifier potassium channel activity. The record is from RefSeq and is a predicted model, not a curated record.
GCAUCGGCCUCGCAUCGGUUCAGCUCGUCUCGAUUUGCUUUGGUUUUUCAAGAAAAAAGAAAACACAUCUCUCUAUAUAUAUAUAUGUAUAUUCAUUUCGUGUCAAGUUUAACAGCGACGACGCCAAACGCCGGCACAUUUUGUUUAUUCCAUUUGGCAAUAAGUACGCUUCGGUUUUUUGUUAGCCAAAACCAGCCCCAUCUCUAUCUACCUAUAUAUUAACUACUAUAUAUUGUAUAAGUAUACCACGAUGAUGAUUUCGUUUCGUCUCUUGUUUUUUUGACCAUGAUUUACGGUUCUGUCAUUGGUUUUUUGUUUUGAGUUUAGUUUUAACCACCAAGUUACCUACCUUACAGUUGGUUUUUCAGUAACCGCCUUUCUGGUUACCGCCAACAAAAGUUGCUUUCGAUGUUUGCAUACGAAUACUAAUACGAAUACCAAAUACCAAAUACCAAAUACUACUUAAUAACAAUACAAAUAACAAUAACAAAUACCCAUACUAAUACUUAUUACUAUACCUGUACCUAUACCCUAUAUACCUUUUACCCUGUUGAGCUUUAGUUUUGGUUUUUGCUUUCGAAUAAGUUCCGUUACGAUAAAUGCUUUUACCACCCGCCAAAAAACCCCACGAAUACUUACUCGAACGCCUCAAGCCAUCCACUUUACUUAUUAAAUAACCAACGUUGCUUCGUUUGUGUAGCCCAUAUGUAUCUGUUGUGACACGUUCUUCUUCUAUUUUUUGCGUUAUUUUUUAGUUUUAUUUUAUGUUUGUUUACCAAGUUUUUAACACUUUUAGUUGGGUUCCCGGAAGCCUAGGGCUCCGGGGACCCAAAAUCUAACCCGCUAUCUAGAAUAGUAUAAUCGAAUAUAUCAAAACUUAUAACUUGUUUCUACUUGUUUGUUUUUUUAUACCACCUGAUUUACAUACUGCGUUCUUCUUCUACGUUCUUCUUCAUACCAAAUACCAAAAAAAAAACAAAAAAAACAAACAAAAAAUAAAAAUAUAAUAAAUGAAAACCUACAAAAAAACAACACACGAAUUUGCAUAUUUAAAAACGGAUCGGAUCGAAUCGAUUUAAAUAUACAAACCAAUUCGAACUCUCGAACACACCCAACGACAACAACCAACAAUGACCAUUAUUGACAAACAUGAAUCGAAUCCACAAAUAUUGCCAUUGAACAAACGAAUGCAUUCAACAAAAUGCAAAAUGCAUCCAGGCCCGUCGGCUUCUGGGGCAAAAUUGUCGGCUCUUUGUGCGUGAUCGCUGGUGUGCUGACAAUCGCACUGCCGGUACCGGUUAUCGUCAGUAAUUUCAAUUACUUCUAUCACCGCGAAACGGAUCAGGAGGAGAUGCAGAGCCAAAAUUUCAACCACGUUACAAGUUGUUCAUAUUUACCUGGUGCACUAGGUCAACAUUUGAAGAAAUCCUCACUCUCCGAGUCGUCGUCGGACAUCAUGGAUUUGGAUGAUGGCAUUGAUGCAACCACGCCAGGUCUGACUGAUCACACCGGCCGCCACAUGGUGCCGUUUCUCAGGACGCAGCAGUCCUUUGAGAAGCAGCAGCUCCAGCUUCAG